Messenger RNA from Toxotes jaculatrix (banded archerfish), 2220 nucleotides. RefSeq names its product uridine-cytidine kinase 2b (gene uck2b). Bases 22 to 810 code for a protein of 262 amino acids. Lineage: Eukaryota; Metazoa; Chordata; Actinopteri; Toxotidae. Gene Ontology annotation, cellular component: cytosol; cytoplasm. The transcript has 7 exons. The record is from RefSeq and is a predicted model, not a curated record. Gene Ontology annotation, molecular function: kinase activity; ATP binding.
CACCCACCGCACAUUGCAAGUAUGGCCGGGGACAGCGAGACACAUCUAAAGGACCGUGGCGAGAACACCAGCAUUAUUCGACAACCUUUUCUCAUCGGUGUCUCCGGAGGUACCGCCAGCGGCAAGUCGUCUGUAUGUGAGAAAAUUAUGGAGCUGCUGGGGCAGAACAAGAUCGACCACCACCAGCGGCAGGUGGCGAUCCUCAGCCAGGACAGCUUCUACAAGGUGCUGACUCCUGAGCAGAAGGCCAAGGCACUAAAGGGCCAGUUCAACUUCGAUCAUCCAGAUGCCUUUGACAAUGAGCUGAUCAUGCAAACACUCAGACAGAUCCUGCAGGGGAAGACUGUCCAGAUCCCAGUUUAUGACUUUGUCACUCAUUCCAGGAAAGAGGAGUUUGUCACGGUGUAUCCAGCUGAUGUGGUCCUGUUUGAGGGUAUCCUCAUGUUCUACUCACAGGAAAUCAGAGAUCUGUUCCAGAUGAAGCUGUUUGUUGACACAGAUCCAGACACACGGCUCUCACGCCGAGUUCUAAGAGACAUCAGUGAGCGUGGAAGAGAGCUGGAGCAAGUGCUGGCUCAAUACAUUACUUUUGUGAAACCGGCCUUUGAGGAGUUCUGUUUACCAACAAAGAAGUAUGCAGAUGUGAUUAUUCCUCGAGGAGCAGAUAACCUUGUGGCCAUCAACUUGAUAGUACAGCACAUCCAAGACAUUCUGAAUGGCGGGCUAAGCAAGCGUCACAAUGGCUGCAUGAACGGCCACAGCACUCCACGUCAGCGGCGGACCUCCGAGUCCAGCAGCCGGCCUCAUUGACCUCGUUGCACCUCUCUUCACAGGAAGGAGAGGGGUGUGGGGGUUGCGCUGUAAAUAAUGCCUGUUGGCAUCACUGUAUUUAAGAGAAAAAGAAAAAAAAGAGAUGCAAAAAUAAUAGAAAUGCCUUUUAUUAUCAUGAGUACUCUUGUUCAUUUACUUUCAUUGUAAUUGUUGAACUUGGGAUUCAGAUUUUUUUGUCAGGACAAGUAAAAGAAAAGCUCUUGUUAUUCUUGUGAUGAGACCAUGGGUUUAUUUUGACCCCAUGCAUUUUUCCUCCCAGAUUGCAUUUUGUUUUUUAUUGUAUCCCCUGCUGCUCCAUGGAAAUUCAUGCUGACUAUGAAUAAAAGAGGGGAAACUUUUUAUUUUAUUUUUUAAACAUCUGAUAAAACUUGAAACCCUUAAUGGCUGGUGAGUGAUAAAUGUUUGGUUGGGUUCCAAACGAGAAGGAUGUGGAUUAGAAGACGAGAUGAACCAGGAUUGCACUCUGUAUUUGUACUGACAAUCUUGGCAAUGUUUCCUACCCUAUUUUUUUUCUCUCUCUGUUUAAAGUUCGCUCAUCAUGUUGUUUAGUGUAAUGUGUUACACUAGAAGUCUGUUUACUACACAAAGUGUUCACCGUGUUGAUUCUGUGUAACAUUUGCAGCAGCAGAAAAACACUACACAAUUUUUCAGUAUUGAUUGUCACAUGCAGAAUAAUGUGACCACCAGACCAGUGAAGCCCAAGGCUUGAAAAAUCAACUGACUACUGUAUUAACUGAGUCCAGUGUUGUGGGUAUUGUUACAUUAUUUUUCUUCUCUAAUUAAGAGCCCAUUGAUGUGUAUUGACUGUCCCAAUCAAAAGUUAUUAAUACAUCUACUUCUCUUUGUGCAUAACAGAAAGGUAUUCAAAUCUGGACAUAUAAUUUACAUCAAAUCUUCCCUAAUUUAGAGGUUUUUGCCAGCUUUCACCACAGAAUCAGGCCCCGUUGAAUAAGAUUAAAAUGCAACAUGUAUAUUCUCAGGUUGAUGAUACCCUUUUUGAUUUGAAAGUCCAGAGAAAAAAAAUAAAGGAGCGAUGAGGGUGUUCAAGGCCACAGCAAUAUUAUUUAUGCCAGGUGUGUGACCAUGAACCACUGAGACCCACCACAAUGCCUCUGCUAAGUUGCCUCAGGUUAUGUACAGCAAGCAUCCGCACUAGAAACCAGUUUCAAUUCUAACACAAGGUUACAAUAAAAACUGUUGAAUCGAUUUUUUGUAUUCCAUGUGCUGUAUAUGUUGUGUAUAGUGCAAUUGAAUGAAUGAAUGAUUUGUACCAUGAGAUUUGUACGGUAUGGCUGAUGAUUUGGCUCGGGGAGUUGUUUUUUUUUCUUCUGGAGGAUUUAUAUGGCGUCGCCAGAUGCUAAAUGGUCAAUAAACUGAAACAUCCCAGUG